AUGCCCUCUUCCGCCUCUCCUCCAUAUCCAUCUCGGGAGGACUCGGCACAGUCAGGCAGCUCGCUCGUCGCGCGCCAUCCUAAGCGCCGAGGCGUAGCGCUGUCCUGUGCUGAAUGUCGGAGACUUAAACUCAAAUGCAGUCGCGCAUUCCCGUGUAGCAAUUGUGUCAAAAAAGGUUGUGCCGCUAUCUGUCCAGAAGGCUCACUCACUACGGGCAAGGGUAAUCGGUUUGUCUUGGCGAACACAGAAGCUCUGCACGAAAAGAUCACGGUUCUAGCAAACCGAGUGCGACAGCUCGAAGAUGGUCUCGCUCAAUCUCAUGCCGCUACAUCUCAUACCCCACACCCCCUUCUCAGCGAAGAACUUCUGCAAAUCAAACGUCCAUUGGAGCGAGAACGGUUAGAUGUGCCUCAGGUAGAAGAGAAGCCGGAAACGGAGGACAAUAUCGAUUCAUUAGGCUCUCUUUCAAUAUCCAAUGAUGGGAAAUCUACAUUCUUUGGACGAACUGCUAGCUCUUGGAACGAGGAAGGUUCAGAAGAUGAGGAAGAGUUGCCCGCAGGUGUAGAUGAUAUCGCCGGACCAAGCGACCCUGCUUGGCUGAGCUACUCCUUCCCGUUCUCUCCUCCCAUUGGGAAAAUGAAGGAUGCUCUUCGACAGUCCCUCAUAUCUAAACUGCCGCGUAUGCCUCUAGCAAAGAUUCAGUGCGAUAACUAUUUCCGACACGCUGCUUGGAUGUAUACCCCAAUAACGGAGGUUGAUUUCAAUGAGUCAGUGUGGCGCCCGAUGUACGAAUUGGAAGGAUCGUAUGAUACCGUCAGUGCUCACCACCUCGCCAUUCUGUUCAUGGUGCUAGCCAUCGGGACGCUCUUGGACCUCGAUCGAGAAGCCCAUAGCCCUGAAGCCAUGCAACUUUACCACUAUGGGCGAGCGGCUCUUUCUAUCGAUUGCGUUCUGGAGGAACAGACAAUUGCUGGCAUACAAGCAAUGUUCUUGAUGUGCCAUUUCAUGUUCCUGGCGGAAAUUUACAACCCUCGAUGGACAAUUAUGGGAAUGAUCGUCAAAGUCGCCCAAAGUGUGAACCGAGACAGUGGCAAGUGGAAUCUGGACCCUGAACAAACCCGCAAAAGGCGCGAAUUAUUUUACGAGUUACUAACUUACGACUCCUGGCAGAGUUUUACUUUUGGGCGCCCACCUUCGUUAUCAUCGGCACAUAUAGACAACCAGAUGCCACAUGAGACGACUAAGAACUCGGCAGGAGAAAUUGAAAUGAGUUUUGCCGCAUGGAAGCAUCGUUUUGUCUCACAGUGUCUCAGUAUCGUACACGAUGAAGGAUUUGGAACGCGUACACCCAGUUACAAAGUCGUUCAAGAUCUAGAUCGGAAAGUACGCAACUGGUACUUUCCGCCGAGUCUACAAGUACCAGGAUUUGGAGCAGCAGCGAAACUGGUCAGCACGGAGGUGGAGCAACCCACUGUACAGUUAACGAUGCAACGUUAUACUGCCUUUGCAAUCAAGGAGAUGUGUAAGCACGUUUCUUUUCUUGGCCACUCUGCGACAGCAGGACUGAUUCGCCGAACUAUUAAAAAAACAAUUCUUCUAUUAAUAGCUCUGUUCUACAUGCAUCGCGGGUUCUUUGCACAGGCGCUCGAAGAUAACCCCAACGAUCCCAUGGGCAGUAAGUAUUCGCCUUCAGUGCUGGCUGCGUAUACGAGCGCCACGUCGUUCGUAGGCUUGAUUGAAAGCCUAUAUAAUCAACACCCUCAGCUGACGGAGAGGAUGUGGUUUUUGUUCACUCAUGUGUUUUCUUGUGCUAUCGUUCUUGGAUCGAUAGCUGCGAAGUCCCAGAUGGGACUGGCACGGUCUGCUCUAUCACAUCUGGAUUCCGCAUACAAUCUUUUCACCAGAGUCACGGAUAAAGCACGAGCUGGCAAAAUUAUACCCAUACUGGCCAAAUUGAGGGAAAGGGCACAGAUGGCUAACUCGAAUCUUCCUUUACAACCCGAAAAUGCUACGCGACUUUCUUUUUAUGGUCCCAAGAUCAAGAGCGAGGUGGACGAGUUGUCCACUUUGGGCGGCAUGACAAGACUAGUUUCCCGGAAAUCCUCUGGUUCUCCGUCCGUCUCUGCCCCAAGCCCUCCUUCUCAUCACAGCUCUCCUUCAAACCUCGCGGAAUCGCAGAUAUACCUCGCCAAUCCACCCGAGCAGUCGAAUGCAAACGCGUGGCAGAACUACACGCACAUACAAAACUUCAAUGUGAACAUCAAUAUGGGUGACUAUUACCCAAAUGGUGCCACUGCAGACCCACAAGGGGACAUGUCUCUCCUUUACCAAAUCCCAAACCACUCUCUACAACAGCAGCCACAGAGCAUGUCUCUGGACAUGAACCAUGGACACCAUCACCAGUCAUAUUAUUCGAACUCUUAUGGUGGUUAUGGGAAUGGGAACCAAUUUAUGAUGUCUCAUAUGACGGCUUCUCCAGAAUUAACGACUCCUACACACGAUAUGCAGGAGUCAUGGCAAAACCUGAUGGCGCAAUAUAGAUGA
Molecule: messenger RNA, 2544 nt
Organism: Psilocybe cubensis
Lineage: Eukaryota; Fungi; Basidiomycota; Agaricomycetes; Agaricales; Agrocybaceae
Exons: 15
Coding region: 1-2544 (847 amino acids)
Biological process (GO): DNA-templated transcription; regulation of DNA-templated transcription
Molecular function (GO): DNA binding; DNA-binding transcription factor activity, RNA polymerase II-specific; zinc ion binding
Source: RefSeq, a predicted model, not a curated record